AUGGAGAAUAAGAGACCCAGGGCUUUAGAGUAUUUAAGAGAAGAAUUUGUGGAGAAACGCAGGAAGAAAUACCUAGAAAAUCUCGAGUCAUUUACUGAAUUCGACAGUUUCGAGUAUUCAUUCAAUAAUACCGAUUUUUCCAUUCAAUCAAAGAUUCCUGUGGAUCCCACAAUUUUCGAUGAAUAUUCAGUUAACCAAACUGAUAUUAAUGAAAUUUUAGUCUUUCCUGAGUUUAUUACCUGUUUGGAUUCAUUAAUCUCUGAAGAAGUUGCACUAAUAAAGGAAAGUUUGUUUUUUGUCAGACCCGAAGGCUCCAGGGCUUUGAUUUACAUCAAGAACAACUUUGCCACUGUUUACAACAAAGAAGGCACUGUUAAAAACUAUUUUAAGAUUGGAUUAAAGGGUCUUACCAUUUUGGAUUGUGUAUACUAUAAAUCCAACUCAGAAAAUACUUUUAAGUCAUCCAACGGUAUUAAGUCCAGCAAGCUACACAUAUAUUACGUUCUGGAUAUUCUUCUUUUAAAUGGAUGUAUUUUGACAACUUCUGAGUUACAAUGUAGAUUGUUUUUUCUAAAUUCAAUAUUAGAUGAAUUAAAUACGUCAACAAAUGCUUUGUUUCAACUGGUUAACUAUUAUGAAUUCGAUUCAAAAAGGCUAGAGUCUAUAUAUAACAGCAAAUACAUUGAGUCCGAAAGCGUAAUAUGCAAAUUAUACAACAUAAAUAACGAAUUGUACACCUUUGACCGUGUUUUCGUCGGUAAGGCCGGCGACGAGUUCAAGGAGAAGAUAGUCAGGAUCGCUGUGACCGAUUUUAAGGAUUUUAAGGUCAGCUAUCGCAUUGUUGGCGAGGGCAAGUCGUACAAGAAUCCUGACACCUUGCGCAAGAUUUAUGUAAAUUAUGUAAACCAUAAACGCGCAAAUACCGACUUCGGUAAAAUAUUAAAGUACUUGUAA
Molecule: messenger RNA, 954 nt
Organism: Theileria orientalis strain Shintoku
Lineage: Eukaryota; Apicomplexa; Aconoidasida; Piroplasmida; Theileriidae
Exons: 4
Coding region: 1-954 (317 amino acids)
Biological process (GO): snRNA import into nucleus
Cellular component (GO): cytoplasm; nucleus
Source: RefSeq, a predicted model, not a curated record